Cuscuta europaea is the source of this 1460-nucleotide messenger RNA. Lineage: Eukaryota; Viridiplantae; Streptophyta; Magnoliopsida; Solanales; Convolvulaceae. The record is from the annotation of a GenBank genome assembly.
CAGCAGGCCCGUCUAUAGAAAUCCAGAAUCCCGAGUCGGGCUGAGCUGCCGCAAACUAGCGGUGCCUCUGACAGUCCUCCUGCAAAAAAACUUGACUAGAGGAAGAAGGAAACGAGCAGUAGCAGAUUUUCUGAGGGAAGAAUGACCUUCUAGCCUUUUGUGUUUCUUCAUCACUGCCUCUUUCGAACAUUUUGUAAGCUGAGAAAGAUGUCUAAAACGUCGUCAUCAACUGCAUCAAAGCUGAUAAUCCGAAACCUGUAUCAGUGCAUUUCAUCAAAAUCCUCAGGACAAAGUGCUCAUUCAAGUGGCAUAUCGCAUUUCAUCACCCGCAAUCAGGGACUUACCCAAAGCCCAAUUCCAUCUCCAUGGAUAUUACAGAGAAACCAUUUUUCUUCUUCCCCAUUUCCCAUGUUCCCCCAAUCUCCUAUCAGGAAACUUGACCUACAUGGUAAACUGGCUACUAAUUUUAUAUCCACGAGGAACGCAUUAGGAUCUAGUAGAUUUUUCUCGAUGAAGGGUUUUGAUUUGGGUUCGAAGGUGAAAGGUGCAGUUGGGAGGAAAUCAGGGAAGAAUCCUUUGGCAGCUUUGAAGAAUGUGUUUUUGAGGUAUAGAGAAGCUGCGGGCUUGCAGAUCGAGGCCUUCUGGAAGAGAAAUUCCUUGGUGUUAUUUGGUGCCCUUGGGUUUAUGAUUUGCAUUUUGCUUUGGAGGCUUUUGUUUGGUGUUGCCAGCACGUUCAUUGGGUUAUCUGAAGGCAUGGCUAAGUAUGGCUUCCUCGCCCUUUCCACUGCCAUUGUCUCAUUUGCUGGAUUGUAUGCACGAACACGAUUCACGAUCAAUCCUGAUAAAGUUUAUAGAAUGGCCAUGAGAAGACUGAAUACAUCUGCUGGAAUACUUGAGGUCAUGGGUGCUCCUUUGACAGGGACAGACCUUCGAGCAUAUGUGAUGUCAGGGGGUGGUGUUACACUGAAGAACUUCAAGCCACAGUUUAGAAACAAAAGAUGUUUUCUGAUUUUUCCUAUACGAGGCUCUGAGAGGAAAGGCUUAGUGAGUGUUGAAGUCAAAAACAAGAAGGGCCAGUAUGAUGUAAAGUUAUUAGCAGUGGACAUACCAAUGGUUAGUGGACCAGACCAGCGUCUAUUUCUGAUCGGGGAUGAAGAAGAGUACAAAGUUGGCGGUGGUCUGAUUUCUGAACUAAGAGAUCCCGUUGUUAAAGCAAUGGCUGCAAGCAAGGAGUUUGAAGAUCUUGAUCAGCAGGAGGAAGAACAGGAUGAGGAGAGGAAACGCCAAGAAGUUGAAGAAAGGCAUCGAGAAGAAAUACAAAAACUUGAAAAAGGAGAUCCGUGAUGAAAGAUUCAUCUAAAGGCUGUUUGUUGUUCAUACUGUGCUACUCUCCACAUUUCGGUUUAAAAGAGUUAUUUAUAGCAUGGGCUUAUGCAAUUAAAUAAGUACUAACAAUGAAC